Molecule: messenger RNA, 2418 nt
Organism: Trachemys scripta elegans
Lineage: Eukaryota; Metazoa; Chordata; Testudines; Emydidae
Gene: C8H1orf185
Product: chromosome 8 C1orf185 homolog
Exons: 5
Coding region: 1-2313 (770 amino acids)
Source: RefSeq, a predicted model, not a curated record
AUGGCGGGCGCGGAGGCGGGCGCCAUGCGCAGGGCCGGAGGUUUCGUGUCGGUAGUACUGGCCCUGGUGCUAGCCGCGAGGCUCCCCGCGCUCGGCCGGCCGCCGCCGCCGCUGGGUCGACUCCUUGCCCUGUGGGAGCUGUGGCCAGGUUAUAUAAAAGAGUGUCAGCUACUAUCAAUGGUAACAGUAGACAAUUCUUCAAAUAAAACAUCACAACUUGUGGACCCAGAACAAUCAACAUUGAAAAAAAAUCUUCUAAUUUCUCAUGGUUUUUGGCAGAACAUUUCUACAGUUGGAAGAAAUUACAAAAAAUUUAAAACAAAAUCAGAAGCAACUAGAAGAAAAACUGACAAAUACAAGCACCAAUGGAAGCUGCUCAGAAAUAACAUUGUAAACAUUUUCAUGAAUCAAAACAAGCCACAACUAAUUACCAGUGAAGGCAUAAAAACACAAGUUUCCAAAAAGUGGACAGGAAGUGGAAAAAUAACUUCAACUGAAACAAAUGCAGAGCUAAUAGAAAAAGCAAGAAAGAUCCUAAAGCUUGGGAAAACUGAAAAUACUAAGAUAAGUCAACACAAAAUUAAUUCACAUCUACAGAAUGAAUUUAAAAUUGUUGAAAAGAAAACUGCAAAUAAAAGAAAGCAACCACAAAGAAAGUUGUGUGACAAUUCUGAUAUAUUUAACAAAUGCUUUGGAACUAAGUCAUCAUUGGUUAAUACAUUUUUGACAGCAAAUUUUCUAUCAACUGUUAAAGGAAAAUGUUGCAGAAAAAAUCUGAAAGACUUACAAAGCAUUUUGGUAUUAAAUUUAGUAAAAAAUCAGAUGGUCAAUGAAAAUAGUCAAAAUCAGACUAAAAUAAUGACUAAGGAAAAAAAUAAGUGUACCAAUGAAAGAAUUUUAGCAUUUGUCAAACAAAAGGAAUUAGCUGAAAAGAGUUCUAAAACAUGGGACUGGGAAAGAAUAGGUGCAAUCAGCAGAGAUCAGCAUAAAAUAUUAACUGAUGCAAGAAAAGUGUUAAUAAAUGCAGAAAAGAAAAGUCAACAUACUAAACUUCAGAAAUAUGGACAUAUACCUAAAGAGUUUCAGGAAAUAACUGGAUCUGUAAACAAUAUACCAAGUGGAAUAAGCAGUUGGAAAAGAAAAUCAGAAAGAAUGUCGACUAGGCCUUACAAGAAAAAACAAAACAUUUUAAACUCAAUGAAACAAAGAUCAGUAAGAUUACAAAAGGGUCAACCAAAUAUGAAAGACAUAGAUGGAGUGUACACAACUGGAAAAUCAGACAAAAAUAAUGGGAGCAUGGAUGUAUUGUUCAAUAGCUUGCCUGAAGUAGGAAUCAAAGUAAUACUUCAAGGUAAAGAGCAAAGAACUAAAACAACUCCAAAAUCUGUUGAUGAAAAUCAGAGAUCUACACAAGCAAUGAUCUUGCAAAGAGGCAAAGAAAAUGUGCAGGAAAAGUGGUCAAUAUAUAAAACUGGUUCUUCUAGAACUCAUGAAAGAAAACAAGAUAUUUUUAAAACUGAAGCUUCUAGAAAACAGAAAUGGAGAGGGAAUCCGGUUGAAGUACAUAUACCUAAAAAAGAAAGUACUGUGUUUAGAGUGGAAGAGUUGGAAUAUUCAUCCAGAAACGACCACGUAGAACCUACAAAGUUAAAUUCUGUCUUUCCAACCACAAAAUAUGCUGUAAGUGUUAAACAGGCAUUAUUUACACCAGAAAUAAGACAAGCAAAGUCUUCAAGAUACGUGGGAAAAAUGGUGACACAUAGCAUGUCAACUUCAUGGAAGGUAAAACAGAAAUAUUUAAGCUUUGCUCGAAAGGAUUUAAAUGUUAAAGCUAGAAGAGCUGCUGUAUCAAACAAACAAACUGUGAAUAGUAAAUAUAAAAAAAUUAAUAAAAGAGAUUAUUUACCAGUACCUUCAAUAUAUCCUUAUAAACACACUUCUCAAAGUGUAUCCGAUGGUGAAGGAAGGAAACAAUCAACACAGGGUGAAAGUGUAAAGGUAUCUGUAGGUUUUGUGAACCAUUUAGUCUCCGUUCUAGUAGCAGGUGCUACUAUUGUUGGAAUUGCCUUCUUUGCUUUGGGAUUAGCAGUGUUUUAUCUGUUUUAUAAAAGAAGGCAGCUUUUUCAGUUUCUCAAAACCAUUAUGAAAGAUGAAGACCUUCCAAACAAAUUUGUACCAACUGAUGCUCAACAUUAUAAGCAUAUGUCUCUCUCUCAGAGUUUUCAUGUUGGAAAAUCACAGGAAUCAAGCAAAAAGCAAACAGAGGCAGCAACAGGUACUAUAACUUUCAGAGUCCAGAACACAAAAAUCUGAUUUACGCUGUUGAAAGCCAGCACAAAAUAAAGGAAAGUAAAAUGCCAAAAUGAAAUACUAACCCUGAUUGGAAAAGACAUAGGAAUUAUAACAGAAGCCCCAUAG